AUGGAAAGAUUGGUUCUCUUGUCGCUUCUCUUUGUCUGCAUUCAAGCCGUUUAUUCUCAAUCACAGCCUUGGAUUGGAAACCUCUCUGCCUAUGAAAUAGCUUCCUUCAAGAAUCCUGUUCAAGUCAUACAGAUUGUUAAAACCCAGCUGGAUCAUUUCUUUAUUCAUCCUGACACCGGUGAUAUUUAUAUCGGAGCAGUCAACUACAUCUACAGACUGGAUGAGAACUUGGUACAGGUUGUGAAUGUCAGUACAGCAACGGGUGCAGGGGAGCAGUAUGUCAACUACAAUAAGAUUCUGGUUUUGCAAGGAGGUAGACUUAUUACAUGUGGGAGUGAGAGGAAUCCAGCUAUGAGGAUAACGUGGUGUGCAUCAAGGAAUGAGGAUGAUUUAUUGGAAGAUGGUUUGACUGGUCAGAAUGAUUUUGAAGUUGCUGCAUUUGGCAAUUACACAACUGAAAGCAUUGUAGCACCAGGACUUUAUAAUGGUGCACGUGUUUCAAGACUGUAUGUAGUUACCUCGUACUGUGAAGAAGGAUGUCAGUAUUGGUCUGUCCCACCUGUUAGUAGAAGAUUGCUGGUUGCAGGUGAAGGAUUCAUGUUUGCAAACAUCGAUGAUGACUCUGUCGAAUUGUACCGACUUGCCUUUGCCUUUUUUCCCAUCAGUUAUGUGAGUUCUUUUAUAUGGAAAGAGUUUACAUAUUUUGUUUCUUUCCGAAGAGAAGACGCGGGUGAUGCAAGACAUGUUUCAAAGAUGAGUCGAGUUUGCCAUGACAGCCAUAACCUAGACUCAUACACAGAGAUUCUCAUCCAAUGUGAUAGUCAGGCUGGUAAUAAUAUGUACUCUUUGGUUCAAGCUGCCCAUGUUGAACCAGCAGGGCCUGAUUUAUCUCAGUCGUUAUCACUGAAUGCUGAUGAAGAGGUUUUAUAUGCUGUGUUUGCAAAGAAUGGUGCAUACGAAGCAGUCACUGAUGUUCCACAACCCAAGAAAGGUUCAGCGCUGUGUAUUUACAAGAUGAGUGACAUAGAAGCUGCAUUUGAAGCUGCUGUGGAGGGAUGUCUGACUAUUGGUAAUACAUAUGCUGUAGGAUAUCUAGAAAACAACCGUUGCCCUGGGUCAUCAACAGUAAAAAUGCUUCCAACUGAUUGCAAAUAUUCUGGCAGUUCAACUUCCUGGCUAUGGCUAAUAAUUGUGGUAUUUUGUCUGCAGCCACCUAUUAAUCCUGGCCUAUACUGUGAUGCUAUGAGCCUAUACAAGUAUGCUGAUGGUAUUACCCCUGUGGUAUCUACAGCAGUGUUGGAGCUACCAGACCAUUUGACUUCCUCCAUUCUAACCAGCAUUGAACUCGACCACACUGUAGCAUUCAUUGGCACCACAGAAGCACAACUCUUAAAGGUCCAUAUUGAGAGUGGAUCUUCAGCCAGAUUGUAUGAACAGAUACCAAUCCCAUUUGAUGAUGAUCUGAAAGGAUUCACCGCCAAUCCAGUAAAGAGAGAUAUGAAGAUCAAUGAUGCAACGGGAGAACUCCAUCUACUAACUGAACAAAAGUUGGUUAAGAUGCGUGUUGAGAAUUGUGGUCAGUAUACAACGUGUGAGACGUGUAUUGGUACGGAUGCAGAGAUGGAUGGAGACCCAUACUGUGGCUGGUGUACUCUGCAAAGACAAUGUACCCGGUAUAAUGAGUGUCCAUUGCAAGAUGUUUCAUCCCGCUGGUUGUCUUACAACGACCCUCAGUGUAUUGAGAUUACUGAUAUAGCUCCAGAUGACAGCCAUAUUAUCACUGUCGCAGAACAACGGAUAACCCUGACUGUGCAGCAGCUACCUGACUUGCUUAACAGCCAGCAUUAUAACUGCAACUUUGAUGAUGUAUUUAGCAACCAAGCGAACAAAAGUGGAGAUACUCUUCAGUGUACCACACCACCAAGUAAUCUGAUACUUGAAAUCAUGAUGGGAGAUGACUCCUCAUCAAUGCUUUUGAGUGUCGAUUCAACAGAGACAGGAGUCAACUUUGUGAAUCGAGAGUUCAGUUUUUAUAAAUGUUCUAUUCACAAAAGUUGUGUAUCAUGCGUUGCUAGUCGCUGGGCCUGUGACUGGUGUGUCUUUGAGAAUAGAUGCACUCAUGAGAGCACCUCUACUUGCUCUGGAAUAAAUGAAGUGAUUGUGACUGGACAGAAUAAUAAGGGUACCAGCAUGCAAGGACCUGAUUCAUGUCCUCAACUACAGAUUCAAGAAGAUGAGAUAUUGGUCUCUACUGGAGUAGACAGACAAAUUAUCGUCCUGACUGGAAACCUUCCUGAUCCUGAACAGAUAAAGAGUUAUCAGUGUAGUCUAAACAUAGAGGGAGCCAAACAGUCGGCUACAGCAACCCAUGAAAAUGACGUUUUGACCUGUGAAGAAAACUCAUACACAUACGUGGCUGAUGAGCAAGAUUUGAAUGUUGACUUGACGGUGGAGUGGACUGAUACAAAUGACCGGAUACAUCUACUGGAUGACAGAUAUGGGUUCAAAGUAAGACUCUACAAAUGUGAGUCUCUUCGUCCAGACUGUAGUCGCUGUGUAUCUGAGGUAACUACCAACGAAGAGCUUGGAUGUGUUUGGUGUGAUGGGACCUGUGCAGUCACUGACAGUACAGUUUGUUUGAUGACUAACUCCAUGGUUACUCGUGAUAACGGACUCAACUGCCCUGACCCUGUUAUAGAAGAGAUCUUUCCUCUGACGGGUCCAGUAAAUGGGAACACUAUUCUCACACUGUAUGGGACAGACUUUGGUCGACGAUUCAGUGACAUCCAAGCAGUGAUUGUAGGAGGUCGGAUUUGUGACUUUGCUGAAUUGGAGAUGUAUUACCUCACAGGUUCAAGUGUGACUUGUUUAAUAAGAAACAACCCUGAUAACCAGGCACCACAGGAGCUGAUUGUUUAUGUGACUGGUUUAAACGGUGACUUGCAAACGGGUUCAGGAGAUGUCUCAUUUGGAUACAAGGUUCCAUCUAUUACAAGUUUCAGUCCUCGUUUUGGACCAGCAGCUGGUGGGACUCGUAUAACAAUCAAUGGAAUGGCUCUAAAUACAGGACGGAAUAUUCAGGCAUUCAUUGGUGAUAAAGCUUGCAACAUAAUAAGCACUUUUGAUGAAAGCGCACUGUGCAUAAGCCCCAUGGGGUCUGUUGGGGCGACUGGAAUGCUUCAGAUGUCUUUUGAUGGAGUAGUAGCAGACCCUGACCAGAAUUACACUUUCACCAACAACCCUGGCAUUACCAAAGUCAGUCCAACCACCAGCAUCAUUGCUGGUGGUCGGACGAUGAUUGUUCAAGGAACAUAUUUAGACACAACCCAGAUGGCUUCACUUGCUGUUACUAUUGCAACAUCAAUCACCCCAAAUCCUAUGGAGUUUAUGGAGAAUUGUAGUGUCCAAAGUGGCAUAAUGAUGACCUGCAAGACGCCUAAUAUAACAUCAGCCAUAAGCAGCUCUUCAUCUCAACUUAACGUGACCUUUGGCUUCAUUAUGGACGGUGUGAGUGACCUCAUAACGUGGUCACAAGACAACGACGUUGACUUGGAGUUCUUUCCUGAUCCAGAGUAUGACAAGUUUCCAAAUGACUUAUAUGAGAAGACGGAUGCAACCAUCAAGAUUGAGGGUAUUAAUAUUAAUAGUGCUAUAACAGUGUCAGAAGUUAUCGUUUAUGUUGGAACUGCAACGUGUUUCGUUUACUUCAUUAAUGAAUUGACUCUUCGUUGUGAUUUACCCGAUGAACAACUGUCUGCUGGGGACUUCAACGGCCAAAACACAGAGAGAGGUCUUCCUGAAGUUGUGGUGAUGCACAGCAACCUAGAGUUCCGUAUCGGCUAUGUAUCUUACCCCCAGGGCAGUGUGAUCAUUAGUGUGGCCAGCUCAGUGAUUUUCAUCAUCCUGAUCUGUGUAAUCAUAGUCCUGGCGAUUCGGUUGCUUAGAUCCAAGAGAAGAGUUAAUCUUCUGGUUCUACAGAAGGAUUUUCUUGAAGAGAUUAAGAGAGGUAUUCCUCAGAGAAAAAUGGACAUUUUCCAGUUGACUAGUGACGUUGAAGAGAGUGGGAUGCCAUUUGUAGGUCACCGUGACUAUGCUACUAACAUGCUGUUCAUUGGACAAGAGGUUCGACCAACCACAACAGAUCAAGAGUACUGUGAAGAAUCCGUGAUUGAAGAAGCAAUGAUGAAGUUCUCCAAGUUACUAGGCAACAAGAACUUCUUAUUAAUUUUCAUCCAGACCCUAGAUACAGGAAGCCGCUCAAAAAUGUCAGUCAAGGAAAGGCAAUCGAUAGCAUCUUUACUGACUGUUACCAUGGUGUUGAAUAACAAACUAGAUGUCUUAACACACGUCUUGACAACUUUGAUGGCACAGAUGAUUCAAGAUGCUCAUUCUACUGACCAAGAACUCCUACUUUUUAGCAAGACAGACAGUGUUUUGGAGAAGCUUCUGUCAAACUGGGUUGCCCUAUGUCUGUAUGACCAACUGAAGAAUCACACCGCCUACCCUCUGUUUGUGUUGUAUCGUGCCAUCAAAUACCGCACUGAACAAGGUCCUAUUGAUGCUGUCACUGGUCAGGCAGAGUUUUCUCUCAACUUUGAGAAUUUACUGCAAGAAGAUUUAGAUUUUAACAUCUUGACCCUGGUUGUUCUAAACAAAGAAGGAACUAUUAUCAAGGAAGUCAAGGUGCUAGACGUAGACACCAUCUCACAAGUCAAGGAGAAGAUCUUGGAUGCCCUCCAUCUCAACAAACCCUACUCCAGCAGACCCAGUGCCAACCAAGUCAGUCUUGUGUGGCAUCGGGGAGAGAACGGCCGUCUUGUCUUGACAGAUAAAUGCGUCAGACCUGUCGAUAACAAUUGUUGUCGAAUCGCCACCCUAAAAGAUUUUGCAGUACCUGACAAAGCAGAAGUGACCCUUGUGGAUAAGGGACAAGCUGUAGCUGUUGUUAGUAGCUCUGGACCUGUGCAUCAGUUUGAAGUGGAAAUUACACGUGAAUAUUUCGCCCAGGAAACACUUAAAGAUCUUCAUCCGGCUUUGGAAGUGGAGUCCACAUUCACUGAGGAAGGUGGUUACUGCAUCCCAACCAAAGGUAGCAUCCAGCAGAAGAUCCCUCCUGACAAACCUCAAGUAAAGUUUCAAUCAAAGGUCCCUGACAGAACACAAGAGAAAGGGUGUGAAGGGGAGAGUGCAUAUGCUAUUGAUGGUUUCGAGGAUGAAGACCAAAACAUUGAAGGAGUUAGAGAUUGGCAUCUGGCUCGAGGGAAGGAGUCCUUCUCGGUUGAGUACCACAGCACCAAGCAGAGAGGAAGAACCUCAUGCUGUGUCUCAUCUAAUGAACACAGUCAGUGGGCAGCUUACAGGAUUCCAAUCCAAAGAGUUUUAUUGUCAAAGAUCAUCAUCCAAGAGUAUGUUGACAACAUGUUCCAGACCAUUCUCUGUGUGAAGAGGGCUCCCAAGGCAAUCAAGUUCCUCUUUGACUUCUUUGACAAACAGGCGCUUCUGUGUGACACAAAGUCUAAAGACCCGGAAAUUAAAUUUGCUUGGAAAAAUAACAUUUUACCGUUGCGUUUCUGGUCCAACGCCAUCAAGCAUCCAGACUACAUCUUUGACAUCAACCUUUCUCCCUCCGUUGAGGCCAGCAUGCAAAUGAUUGGUCAGUUAUUCCAUGAUGCACAUGAUACCAAGACGGGUAAACCUGGACAGGAAUCCUCUGUUAACAAGUUCCUGUACAGCAGAGAGAGAACCAAGUACCAGCGUCUUGUUCGACAGUACUAUAAAGGUGUGGAGGAGUCUACACCGGUAACCACACAAGACCUCAACACUGAACUACAGAAAGCAAGUCAGAAUUUCACAGGAUUAUUCAGCAAGCUCAACACCUUGAAGCAACUAUGGGAUAUUCUUCUUGUGGUGUUGAAGACAAAAGAUCAAAGUGAUCAAGAGCAUCUGGGAUGCUUGCUGGAGGAAGUGAAAGAAACACUCUCUAGUGGACAUGCUUUGUAAAAUUGCCCCAAGGAUUAAUAAUGCUUUGUAAAUAGGUCUUGGGGUUUGAAGGCAAAACUAAGGUAGUUAAUUAUCUAACAAGCAAUGGUUAGAUUCCACCCGAUAGCAAGCUACUUAUAUUCCUUUUGCAUUGAUUUUAUAACUGCAUCAGGAUAAAUACUCUUUUUGGGGUGGUGGGGGUGGGGUAGCCUUGUGUAAAAAGCAAAGCAGCAAGACUAGACUUUAAAAAUAUCUGACUUCCACUGGCUUUCACCAAAACCUUGGCUCAGGCUCUGAGGUACACCGAGAAAAUAGAAAAAGGUGUUCAAACUUUGUCUUCAUAAUUGGUUCACACCACCUAUUUCCAAACAGUAUUACACCAGUGUGCAUUUUUUGCAUGUGUUGUGUUGUGUUGUGUUUAAGCCUUCGAGAACAAUUCUGUAAGCUUCGAAAUGUCAGGCCAUUACACCGACUCCAAAUCGAUGGUGGAGCCCAAUCCAGAGCCAUAGCCCAAGCUUUUAGAAAAGGACCCUAAUGUUUCAAAACAAUCAUCGAAAAAAUUACUAAUGAAGUAUACAUCUUUGCUGGCGUGAAAAGUGUUUUGUUUAAAGAUGCUAUGUCAGAUUUUUGGCCCCAAACAUUAACAAAUAU
Messenger RNA from Asterias rubens (European starfish), 6630 nucleotides. RefSeq names its product plexin-B-like. The coding region runs from base 1 to 6000 and encodes 1999 amino acids. Gene Ontology annotation, biological process: negative regulation of cell adhesion; semaphorin-plexin signaling pathway involved in axon guidance; regulation of GTPase activity. Gene Ontology annotation, cellular component: semaphorin receptor complex. The transcript has 39 exons. Gene Ontology annotation, molecular function: semaphorin receptor activity; protein binding. The record is from RefSeq and is a predicted model, not a curated record. NCBI's taxonomy places the organism in Eukaryota, Metazoa, Echinodermata, Asteroidea, Forcipulatida, Asteriidae.